Molecule: messenger RNA, 6469 nt
Organism: Trachymyrmex cornetzi
Lineage: Eukaryota; Metazoa; Arthropoda; Insecta; Hymenoptera; Formicidae
Product: fibrillin-1
Exons: 20
Coding region: 180-5186 (1668 amino acids)
Molecular function (GO): calcium ion binding
Source: RefSeq, a predicted model, not a curated record
UCGAGACGCAUCCGGACGAAACUUCUUCGGGACGGUCGCUCACACGUUUUUCUCAAAAAGAUUGAAAAAAAAGUGAUAAAAAAGAAUCAAAUUACGAUUUCCUCGCGAAAAAAAGAAAAUUUUUAAUCGUGAAAAGUCGCGUGAGCAUAAUAAUCGCGGAAUUCGAUCGAUGAGGGAAAAUGGCACAUUACGUCGAUCUCGCUGCGUCCUUUAUUAUCCUUCUCCUGAUGGCCCACCUGGAGCAGCUGGUUCUGCACAAACGAGCGCUCGUCGUCGAGGGAAGAAUGGAGGCUCAGUUCGAGAAAUGCUGCGGCCUUGGCUCUUCUUGGGCUCAGGAGGGUCUUAGGUGUGAGAAAUUCACUGGGCCUGUGACCGGAGUGUCGAGGGUGGAGCAGGGUCUUUGCCUGGAGGCUGUGGAUAUCUGUUGCGUCCGGGCCUAUCACGAACAGCAAUGCGAAAAAGGAAAAGCCGACGCGCGCAAAGGUCUGGCCUGUGUGACAAGCACGGCAUCGCAAAGAUCUCCAAAGACUUUCGGCCGCGGAGAUUACCAUCGCGACUGUUGCGAGGGCUGCAAGCUAGGUAUUCUCGCGGGGUCUAUGGGUCAAGGAUGCUCCUUCAAAAGCUUCUCGUUUGGCAUUCCUUGGGAUCCCGCGUUCUUGGAAUGCUGUCGCGAAGCGUCGCCGAGCUCCACGACGGAUCUUACGAGUGAAUUGUCAAGCGAGAGUUCAACCGAAACUGAUCUAGAUUUUUCAUCGUCUUCGCCAACGUCCUCGUCAACGUCCUCGUAUUCGCCGUCGCCGUCAUCGUCAUCAUCAUCAUCAUCAUCAUCGUCGUUAUCAUCGUCAUCAACGUCAUCGUCGCCAUCGUCGUUGCCGUCAUCGUCUUCGCCUUCUUCAUCUACAUCACCUUUAUCCACAUCAUCGGAUGAGCCUUCCUCUUCAUCAUCAGAUUCCACGCCGUACUCGAUUCCAACUCCAGAAUUGGAUGAUAUCUGUCAACUCAUGAAAGGCAUGCUUUGCACUGACGUUUGCGUACCGACGCCGGGCUCGUAUCGCUGCGAAUGCCGCGACGGCUUCACUUUGUUGGAGGACGGAAAAACUUGUAGGCAGGAUCAACCAAUCGACAGAUGCAAACCAACUCAUCCCUGCGAGCAUCGGUGCACUGACAACGGAGUGGCUGUCGUAUGCAGCUGCGAUCCAGGAUACGAUUUGGCCAAAGACGCACGUUCGUGUAUCCCAAAGUCACCGAGGAAAAAGAUGCCGGACACAGACGAGGAUGACGAAUCGCCGUUAUGUCCGUCGGGCUAUCGUUAUAACGCCACCAAUCAGGUGUGCGACGACGUGGAUGAGUGUCUGGAGCGCAACGUGUGUCCCGGUGGAGGAUGCCAGAACACCAUAGGAUCGUAUAUUUGCAUCAGGGAGAAAUCCGCGAAGAAUGCACUCUACAAAGCUUGCCCUCCGGGUUACGAAUGGCAUCCAUUGACAAAUGACUGCGCAGAUAUUGAUGAGUGUACCAUCUUAUCAGCUGCCUGCACCACAGAUAAACCGAUUUGCAUGAAUACGCCGGGUAGUUACACGUGUCUGGAAAAGACCGGCGUGAAAUGUCCUGCGGGGUUCAAGAUCGACAAAUCGUUGCAGCUAUGCAAAGAUGUGGACGAGUGCGCGGAAGAUAUUCACAGCUGUGCAGCAGAUGUCGAGCAAUGUCGAAACACCGAGGGUGCUUACGAAUGCGAUAUAAAAUGCGGGAAAGGAUUCACGUACAAUAUCGGCCUGGGAGUUUGCGUCGACGUAGAUGAAUGUAUCGAGUCGAGCAAUUCUUGUCCCGAUCCCGACACGAUAUGUGUUAACACGGAGGGUGCGUACGAGUGUACAAAGACAUCGGCGAGUCCUUUUCCACAUAUUCUAAACGACAACAAUCCGUUCGAUCAUCAAAAGGGUAUGCAAUCCAGUUCACGUAUGACUUGUUCAGCGGGAUAUAAAUCCUCUAACAAUUCUGGAAUAACGAGAUGCAUCGACGUCGACGAGUGCAACGAACAAUUGCAUUCCUGCGAAUUUGACGAGCGUUGUGUUAAUGAAAUUGGUAGUUACAGAUGCCUACGGGUUAAAAACAAUAAGGGUACAUCUACCAUGGAAGAAACCAACGACAAUCAACGCGAUGAUCGAUUUAGUCGAGGGUACAAAUUAGAAGGAACGAACAUUUCGUCGGUUAUGAAUGAAAUCGAGGAUUGUGGCGACGGUUACUUUUUCGAUGAGAAAUCUGACCGUUGCAUCGAUGUUGACGAAUGUGCCAAUGGAAUAGCGAUUUGUGGUAUAAGCGAACGUUGCGUGAACACGGAAGGUAGUUACCGAUGUUCUCCAACUUGUCCACCUGGUUUUCGACUGCGCAACAAUUCUCGACCUACGAACGAGGUCAAGGAACAUUGCGAAGAUAUUAAUGAAUGCUUACUAGGUUUGCACGCCUGCAAUAGCUUGACUCAAUAUUGUAUUAAUACAAACGGUUCCUACGUUUGCGGAACGCGAACCACUACUACCAGAAUCGAGACGACGAGUAGCAGCACGACAACAAGAAGACCUUUCGUUGGUCCGCGCUACAACAAAGUACAGGUCCCUAGAAAUAGUUUUAGCACGGAUCGUUACUGGUCCACCGAACCCUGUAGACUGGGAUACAAGAGAGACGCAAGUACAGGCUACUGUGUGGACAUAGACGAGUGUGUGGUCGGUCCCGGAUGUAGGGAUCAUGAGAAAUGCAUGAAUACUCCAGGGGGUUAUGACUGUUCGCCCCUUUGCAGUACCGGCUGGUACUUUAGCACGACGACGAAGAGCUGUCAAGAUGUGGACGAGUGUUUGUUAGGCGGGCACGAUUGUCCUCAGAGUACGCAUAGAUGCGUCAACACUAACGGAUCCUUUGUUUGCGAGUUAAUACCGCCCUGCAGUCGCGGCUAUAGACGAGCCUUCAACGGCACCUGUCUUGAUAUCAACGAGUGCUCCGAGAACUUGCAUAACUGUCGGCUCAACUUGCAUCAGUAUUGCGUAAAUAAAGAAGGUGGCUUCGAGUGUUUGACCAGACUGCCCUCUUGCCCGUCUGGAUAUGAGUAUUCUUUGGGCGCUCGACGAUGCGAGGACAUCGAUGAGUGUCUAACCGGACAGUACAACUGUGACGCGAGAUUUUCCGAGAGAUGCGUCAACCUGCCGGGUACCUACAGAUGCGAGAGACCUCCUCCUCCUCGUCAACGCCAACGACCAGCUUGUCCUUCCGGCUAUCGGUAUCACCCUAGUUUACGCAGGUGUACAGACAUUGAUGAAUGUGCGGAAAAGUUGGACACAUGCGGGGACAAGCUCUGCUACAAUCAACCAGGUGGUUACAGUUGUUCAAUGCCACCUGUUCCAAUGACCAGAAAACCGACUACGACACCGAUGCCGGCUCCAAUGAACGAAAAGUGUAUACGCGGCACCAGAUUCGUGAGGAAUCGCGGCUGCGUCGAUGUCAACGAAUGCAGAGAGUUGGAGGAUGCUUGCAGCAGCAACGAGGAGUGCGUCAACACCGUAGGCAGCUAUACGUGCACCUGUAAGACCGGUUUCAGGCGUGAUAAUCUCACGCAAGCCUGCGUCGAUAUCAACGAGUGUCAGUUACAGGAGAACGACUGUCUGCCGACGCAGCGAUGUGACAACACGAUCGGCAGCUAUACGUGUACGCGAUUUUUGCCUUGCGGUACCGGCUAUACCCUUAAUGCCGCGACGGAGAUCUGCGAAGACGACGACGAGUGUGUUCUGGGCACUCACGACUGCGGGUCUGGAUACCAGUGUAGAAACACCCUGGGCUCGUACCGUUGCGAUCGCACACCGCGUAUACCGACUCCGCAAUCGCGGACGUCGCCAAUGACGACGGCAAGGAUCACGAUGAUUACGACGACGACACCGACGUCGUUGACUCCGACAACUAGUCCUUUAGCGAACUGUCCGCUCGGCUUCGAGCUCGGUUCUGGCGGCAAGUGCAUGGAUAUAGAUGAGUGCCAAAGAACGCCAAAUCUCUGCGCCACAAAAAUGUGCAUCAACACUCUAGGAUCUUAUAGAUGCGGAUCCAGACUGAUCUGCGGACCCGGUUUCACCCUGGACCCGGUGACCGGACAGUAUUGCAUCGACGUAGACGAAUGUCGGGAGGGAACGCACGAGUGCGGCAAGGGCCAAAUCUGUGAGAAUCGACGAGGCGGGUAUCAUUGCAUCUGUCCGCCUGGUCACGCACUUGGUCCCAAUAACGAUUGCGUUGACAUCGACGAAUGUAGUUACGCUAUUGGUAUUUGUGGACCAAACAGCCGCUGUGAGAACACCGUUGGCUCCUAUAGAUGUCUAUGUGGGGAAGGUUUCGAAAACGUUGGAGAAGCUUCCGGUAACUGUCAAGAUAUCGACGAGUGUCAGCGAACACCGGGACUCUGUCAACACAUGUGUUUCAACGUGUGGGGCAGUUAUCGAUGUGGAUGCCAAGCUGGAUUCAGACUAAAUGCCGACAAUCGUUCUUGCAGCGACAUUGACGAGUGCACGGAGUUCAAGGACAGCCAUCUCUGCAUCGGCAUCUGCGAGAAUACGCCGGGAAGCUAUGCGUGCAAAUGUCCUGAAGGAUAUAGGCUCGGUAACGACGGUCGAACGUGUCAAGACAUUGAUGAGUGUGAGGCAGGUCAAGUAUGUAGGGAUGCGGAAGAGAUGUGCCAGAACACGCGCGGAAGUUUCCAAUGUAAUCGGAUAAACUGCCCUUCAGGGUACCAUCGGGACCCCAUGAGAAAAAACCGCUGUGUACGCUCCUCGAGAUUUUGCCGCAUGGACGACCUGGCUUGCCUUCGGUCGCCCUCGCAUUAUUCCUACAACUUUAUUACCUUCGUGAGCAUGCUGCCCAUGCCGUCUACUGGUCAACUGGAGCUGUUCACUAUGAGGGGAAGUUAUCAGUCCGAAUCGACGGUACAUUUCACCAUGGCAUUGGUAGACGUGCGCGCACCACCGGGUGUCGAACGUGCCACGGAGUCCUGCUUUGCCCUUAAGAGACCGGCGCCGUCACAGGCGGUCCUGGUGCUGACGCGCACGAUUCCUGGACCGCAGGAGAUCGAGCUGGAUCUCACAAUGGAAAUCUACCAAGACGCUACGUUCGUCGGAAGUGCCAUCGCCAAGAUCUUCAUUUUCGUCUCGCAAUACGAAUUCUAAGAAGACCUUUUGAACGAAGAUAAAAUGCAGAUGAACGAAGAUAGAAGUUAAGAUCGUAAAAUAAAGUGACGUAAUUUAGAAGUACGCUUAAUUGUCCGAUUUACGUGAUUGCAUCUUCUUCCAUAGCGUUACUGUAUUAUAAGAGCAACAAGCAUUAUAUAUUCAAAUCUUGUUUUUUACGUUAAACAGUACAUACAUGCCGGCUCCUCCGGCUGGUCUCGAACAUCCUGUAUAAACUUCUCUUUUUCAAGAAAUAAAAUUCAAUUGACAUCUUAAGCAACAUAUGUUUAAGACUAAUAAAACGGAUCUUUUUCAUUUUCUGCUCAUUUUUAAAACUAUAAGUAUUAAAAAUAAAUAUACACGAGUUAGCAUUUGGAUCGUAUUAGACAUGUAAAAAGACGAAUUAAAUGUAUAUAGAUUUCUGUAAGUUAACACACAUAAGGGAUAUAACAUAAAAUAAACUUAUGUUAGAUGAUAUACGAAAUUUAUAAUAAUUUCCAAUCCACUUGAUACUUUAUAAAAUCGUAGCUUUAUUAAAUGUUUCACUAGCGACACUCUCCUCCCUCUAAUUUACACGGUCCGCUGUUCGUAAUUGGAACAACGCCUAUUGCUUUAAAUCUAACUCUUCACUUCUCCUUCACAGAAGACGAAUAAAGCAAUAAAUCUGAGAUCCUUAGUGUUAAUUGCCGCUUCGUUGCACGAUACGCGCGUUAACGUAUAUAAUGUUAUAUAUAUAUAUAACACAAUAUUAUAUAUACAUAAAAGACUGUAAUAAAAAAUAUAAUAUAAUAUCACUGCGCGUUUUAUAUAUGACGACAAUCGUCGCGUUGGAUGCGAAUAACGAACGCUCACCCAUGAUGUAGCGAAUUGCUAUUAUAUAUUAUUAAUAAGUGAUUUAAUAAUUGUACUAAAGAUAAUUACGGUUGCUAUCGCAAUGACAACAAUAUCGUCGUUAGCGAACAAUAGCGAUAGCGUAAAUCAGAAUAUAAUCGUAAUAAAAUAAUAAUAAUUAUAUAAUCGUAAUAACAAUAAUAAUCUAAGUAGCUAGCGACAACUAUAAUAGCGGUAUUAAUGUACACACGAUAACAGGAAAUAGAACAAUUCGGGCGGAACGCGUUGCGUGCGGCGCGCCGAGAAAAUGCAUACGAUAGAAUAGAAUAUAUCGUGUCGCACAGAGAGAAAUUUCUUCGGCACGAUGCGUUGGUGAUACAUACACCUAUACGUUACGCGAUUAUGUCAUCGAAAAAUCUCGUCGAGACAUAUGGCUCGAAACGCAUCAUCAA